AUGCCGGGUCUGCCACAGCACAGCCCCCGAGGAGGCCCCACUGCGCGCGAGGGCCUGGGCACGUCCCCAGACCCCCCCCCCCGGCCGUCCCCGCUCAGGCUCCAGCCCCUGGGUCCCCCGGGGCCAGCUCCUGCUGCGGGGGCACGGGCGGCCCCGCGGCGCAGCAUCCGCCAGAGCAUGCUGGGCGUCCGCACGCUGCGGCUUGGCCAAGCCUCUGCAGCACUGAUGUCUCGUCCCCAGCUGCGCAGCCCCCCCCGGCCCCGCUUCACGCUGCCAGCGCCCUGCAGCCCCUCCGCACGCCCCAGCCCUGCCCGCCCAGCCAGCUCGUCCCACUGCCGCUCCUUUCACCUCUUCCCCCUGCUGCGCUCCAUUCCCAUCGCGCUGCUGGCUCCUUCCCCGCCUCACCCGCAGGUAACGGAGACCCCGGCAGCCCUCGGAGACCCUGGUGGCCCAUGGAGACCUCGGUGGCCCACGGAGACCCCGGUGGCCCAUGGAGACCCUGGUGGCCCAUGGAGACCCCGGUGGCCCAUGGAGACCUCGGUGGUCCUCACACCCCAGCGCAGCCCCACAGCCCGCGGCCGGCAGAGCUGCCCCAUCUCCCCUCGGGGCGCUGUUUCUGGGGCGACGGAGAGACCCGCCUGCACCCGCCUCUUGCCGCAAGAGGCCAGAAGUCUGCAGAGUGCAACUUUUCUGCAGAAAGUUCGCAGCGACAGCUUCAUCCUCCUCAUCACCCUCCCACCCAGCGCCGCGCCCUCCCCGUCCCCCCCCGUGCCCGCCACGGACACACGCACGUGGCAGAGCUGGAUGAGCAUGGGCUCGGGGCUUUGGAGACAGCACCGUCCCCGGGCGGCACCGCGUGGGUCACCAGGCGAACGUGCUUCGCUUUGGGGCGGCACCUCGGGUGCCGCGGGUGGUUUCGUGCUGGGUGCCGAGGCCCCUUCAACUGACCUGCUUGUUCCUCCCCAGCCGCAGAGAGCCCGCUCCCACCCUGUGCCCGUCUGCCCCCCCCCGAGCCUGCACUGCUGCACAGCCUGCGCCCCGCGGUACCACCGGCUCCCAGGGCGACCACGUCCCGCACACUCCCAGCACCCGGACAGGCCUGACGUCUGGGGCUCACCCCACGGGACCAGGGCCAAGCGGGAGUCUCGGAGGAACAGCCGUGCUCAGGCCAGGGUCCAGCCGCAGAGCCGGGAACCCACGGCCGCGGGGCUGGCAAGCGGCACCGUGAAGCCAGCCGUGGUGGUCUGCAGGGGAGCGUGCCGGCGGCUACAGCCCCGCAGGCUCCCGCCCGUCCCACCCCGCUCAUGGGACCCCACCGCCCCUGGGGACCCAUUUGCACCCCAUCCUGAUGCCAUUGCCCGUGUCCCUCCCCAGCACCAAGCCCUCCAGCGUGCCCUGCCCCAGGGUGCCCGGCUGAGCCGUGGCCGUGCCCCCGUUCCCAGGAGAGGUGGGCUGCUGAGGGGCUGGGAGCACUCGCCGUCUCCGAGGCUGCUGCGGGACUUGCCCAGGCAAAAGGGUCGCCCUGAGCUGUGCCGCUGCAGGGCUGGGGCCACGCCAGCUCUCGGGAGCAGUGACGCCGGUGCAGGCCCUGCAGCACCUCGUGCUGAGCGCUGGGUGUCCUUGGGGACACAUUCUGCCUCCUCCCUGGCACUGUCUCUUGCAGCUCCUCCUGCAGCAGCACCGGAGCCACGGGCGGAACGAGCCAGGACCCCGCAGAGCCGCUGCCCGUCUCUGCCCACGCUGCCCCGUGCCCGGCUGCCCGCCCUGGGGACAGUGACUGCAUUUGGGGAUGGCCCCGGCUCCCGCCAGCCUCCGGGCAGGGUGCUGGGGACUGUGCCGGGGCCGUCUGUGCCAGACAGAUACGUCUGCCCGGCUGCAGCCCCACCAGGCCCUGGCAGAGCCACCAGCGCCAAGCAGCGUCUCACCCCAGGCUGGGGCAUGGGCAAAUACAUUCAGGCCAGGGGGGCUCCCGCGGGGCCGGCGGCAUCGCCCCCCGCCCUGUGGGGAGCCCCCCAGCCCGAGUGCCGGUCCUGCGCCCCACGGCCGGCACAGCCCCCCGGGGAAGGAGGGGAUGGCAGAGCGGCGGUGGGGCAGGGACUGGGGGCACCGAUGGAAGCGAGGGGGCCGGGGGCAGGAGGGGCCAUGCUGCGCUCCCCGGGGAGCUGCAGCGCUGGGGCCGUGGAGGGGACGGGGCCAAGGUGGCCGCACCAGGGUGCAGGGCUGUUCCUGGGGGCCUGCAGCUGCGGGGGGAGACCCCCCGGGGGGGGCUGGGAGGGUGGUGCUGCUGCCGUGCAGGGGGACGCAGCAUGGACUUGGGGGCUUCAUGGCUGGAGACGCUCACCCCAGCACCCCCACCUCUCCAUGGCCCCCAUCGGCCCCCCCACAGCCUCCCUCCAGCCCCAUUCAUCCCCUUGA
This is a messenger RNA of Harpia harpyja (harpy eagle), 2415 nucleotides long. Its product is annotated as nascent polypeptide-associated complex subunit alpha, muscle-specific form-like. Bases 1 to 2415 code for a protein of 804 amino acids. The transcript is spliced from 6 exons. NCBI's taxonomy places the organism in Eukaryota, Metazoa, Chordata, Aves, Accipitriformes, Accipitridae. The record is from RefSeq and is a predicted model, not a curated record.